GAACCACAUUGUCUAGACAUCCGUCCGCGGUACACCACCACCACCAACCUGAACAAUAACCGUAUAAAAUGGACUUCGUGCCAUUUACGUUAUUAUUCAUGGUUUCUCUGCUGAGCUUCCAAUUAAGUGUUGGAAAACCAGCGAUUACGAGAGAAAGCAAUAUAUGGCCUGAAAACUGCACAGGGAAAGCCAUUUGCGAAGUGAGACCCGACGACUACCCCCCGCUAGAUAAAUUGAUACAGCUGUUUAACAUUUAUAAAGAUAAGGCUCCGAAAUUGAAUCAAACCAGUGAUCGUAGUGGAAGUGAUUGUUCCCCUUUCUUUGAUUAUACGGUGGAAGAGUACUACAUGAUCAUUGACGAGAAUAAAGAAAUAAGAUACGCUCUCUAUAUUCCUGGACACUAUUCUUUUCCACUGAAUAUCGUACGAUGCAAUCCAAAUACGCCAGAAAAAUACGAGCUAAAAUUGACGAACAGAAGAUGUGAAACAGGUUACACGGAUCGUAGUUUCUUCGUGCUGACCCACGAUCUGGAGGGACUGGAAACAGUAAAGUCAGCCACAGAAAUACCUUCAAGUUGUACCGCUGUUCCAUAUGAAGACUAUUAAAAACAAUGAUU
Messenger RNA from Cydia fagiglandana, 616 nucleotides. RefSeq lists its product as uncharacterized. The record is from RefSeq and is a predicted model, not a curated record. The coding region runs from base 69 to 605 and encodes 178 amino acids. The transcript has 5 exons. NCBI's taxonomy places the organism in Eukaryota, Metazoa, Arthropoda, Insecta, Lepidoptera, Tortricidae.